This is a messenger RNA of Aspergillus ruber CBS 135680, 1290 nucleotides long. RefSeq lists its product as uncharacterized. The record is from RefSeq and is a predicted model, not a curated record. Gene Ontology annotation, molecular function: protein prenyltransferase activity. Gene Ontology annotation, biological process: protein prenylation. Gene Ontology annotation, cellular component: cytoplasm. Lineage: Eukaryota; Fungi; Ascomycota; Eurotiomycetes; Eurotiales; Aspergillaceae. Bases 13 to 1008 code for a protein of 331 amino acids. The transcript has a single exon.
CCAGCAGUCAACAUGUCUCUACCACUCUCAACUCCCGAACAAGCUUAUGCAGAACUUGCUAAGAUAUUCACAACAAGGCAUGAACACAAUCAAACCCUUGAGAUUGAAAUCCUUCCUCCGGGCUUCGGUACCUUGCUUCAUGAUGGAUGCUCCGUAGGCAUCACCAAGAAAGUCCUGGUGGGAGCUUUUGUGGCUGCCAGGCGGGUUUUCUUUGAGAAACAGAACUCUACAAGUACAAAGGAGGAAAUGUAUGAGGAUGAGAAUGUGCUGCGGGCUUCAGAAAUUAUCAUACUCUUCGCCGCGGAGCACGCCACGGCUUGUAACUGGCGAAAACGACGGCUUAUUAGGAUGCUCGAGGCACGGAAUGAUGAUACCCUGGAGACACUAGAUACAGAGCUCACAUUGACGGCAUCUUAUCUCUGUUCUCCUCUACAUCGACAUACCAAGUCCCCGACUCUGUGGCAGCAUCGGUUAUGGGCACUGCGCCGGAUACUUAGUAUUCGGGAACUGAGAGAAACACCAGAAGCAAUCCGAUCCUUACUACAAUCCGAAUUAUCGAUCGUCCUGCGCUCUGGAGAACUCCAUCCUCGCAAUUACUAUGCCUUCAGCUACAUGCGCCAAUUGCACACUCUUCUUUCGAAAACGGGACCCGAAACGGAGGAUAUAACGAUAGCACUCCUCGAACGAACCGUAUCUUGGUGCCAGGCGAAUACACGGGACAUAUCAGGGUGGAUGUUUGUGCUGUAUCUCCUUGAGGCUAUACCCGAUCGUCGAGACGUGCAAACGCGUGUCGUGGGUACGGUGGUUCGGUUUGCGCUGGAUAUCGGGUGGACCGGGGAGAGUCUCUGGACGUUUGUUGAUUUGGCGAUAAGGAAUACGGGUGUCGUGGAUGCGGUCCGGUGUCUUUUGGAUAUUUCUGCAGGGGAAUGUAAUGGCACAGCUCUGCCUGGGAAGUCAUGGAAGGCAUGGUUGGGCAUGGCAGAGGCAUACUGGACCACUGUCACUUAGUUCAUCUGCAUUUGCAUUCCUCACCUUCGUGACACCAGCUACAGUUCUACUGUUGAAACAUAACAUUCUAUUUAGUAUCAACAGGGGUAUAGCCGUAUGUCGUAUCUUCGUGGCGAAGUCCUGUACCCGGAUUUAAGGAUACGAAGGAACGCAGAAAACGCCAGCAAAUUUGCGUAUGCAAACUUUGGAACGCCUCGCUAGCAAGAAUGACUGAGUGAACAAAAAUGCGCAUGAACAAGCUCCCCUGAUCCAUCCUUCAAAGAAUCUGACAUCCCGGCCGCG